UGUCUUCAACCAGCCAUGAUACUCCAGACUGCUGUUCUCAGUGCGUUCCUCUGCUCUGUCUACAGCUUCACUAUACAGGCUUCACUGGAAAAGACAGAUGAAUACUCUGGCAACACCAUUGCAGAUGAUGAAUUCAGCGUUUCCACACUGUUAGAGAAGGCCAAUUCUAAUAUUGGAAAGAACUUGGAUGAGCCUCUGGUGAUAUUUGGAGACAUAGCAGUGCCAACAGGUCUACAAAAUGCUGAUCCCUGCACAGCACGCGGCUGCCUGUGGCCUAAAUCCUCUGAUGGCAAUGUGUAUGUACCGUACCGCAUCUCAGGACAAUACUCCCAAAGAGAGAGAGAUACCAUUAUUGAUGGUCUGCGUUCAUUUGCUCAAUCUACCUGCAUCCGAUUCACUCCCCUGCAGAGGCAGAGGGACUUUGUGGACAUCAAGUCUCUGUCAGGGUGUUACUCAUAUGUUGGGCGUCGUGGUAAUGGCCAGACGGUGUCUUUGAGUCGCCGGGGGUGUGUCUUCCGUUCAGUUAUCCAACAUGAGCUGCUCCAUGCCAUUGGCUUCAACCAUGAGCAGACCCGUUCUGACAGGGAUGAGCAUGUUCGUAUCCAGUUGCAGAACGUAAUUCCAGGAAUGGAGCAUAAUUUCAGGAAGAUCCAAACAAGGAACCUUGGUACUGCCUAUGACUACAACUCUAUCAUGCACUAUACAAGGUAUGCUUUCUCCAGGAACAGGGAGCCAACCAUCGUUCCAAUCCCUGACGCCAAUGUAGCCAUUGGCAGGGCCAGCCAGAUGAGUCCCACUGACAUCGUUCGAGUGAACCGCCUUUAUCAAUGCAAUUCAACUGUCUCCAGACCUGGUGUGCAACCUGUGCAGAGAGACCAUUUGAAAUUAAAGAAAUGAAGCGGAAAGGAAGACUGAUGCAGCUUUUAUCUGCAAGCAAACAGUGAAGUUUGUGCUUUGUGAUGAACAUGCUUUGAGUCAGAAAAUCUAAUCAUAGCUUUUGUGCUGUUCCAAUAAGAAAUGAAGAGUAGCAGCUUUCCAGUGUUACCAUUAUAUUUACCCUUAAAUGAAAAACUGCUAGCCAACUUGAUUGAAUGCAAAAAAAUAUUAA
Messenger RNA from Limanda limanda (common dab), 1108 nucleotides. Its product is annotated as low choriolytic enzyme-like. NCBI's taxonomy places the organism in Eukaryota, Metazoa, Chordata, Actinopteri, Pleuronectiformes, Pleuronectidae. Gene Ontology annotation, molecular function: zinc ion binding; metalloendopeptidase activity. The transcript has 10 exons. The record is from RefSeq and is a predicted model, not a curated record. Gene Ontology annotation, biological process: proteolysis. The coding region runs from base 16 to 897 and encodes 293 amino acids.